Molecule: messenger RNA, 1169 nt
Organism: Drosophila serrata
Lineage: Eukaryota; Metazoa; Arthropoda; Insecta; Diptera; Drosophilidae
Gene: COX4L
Product: Cytochrome c oxidase subunit 4-like
Biological process (GO): mitochondrial electron transport, cytochrome c to oxygen
Cellular component (GO): respiratory chain complex IV
Source: RefSeq, a predicted model, not a curated record
AGAAAAUUUCAGUUGCUUCAGACCCGGCCCCUAGAGCGGUCCUAUUUUGGAAUAGUCCAAAUUUAAAAAAAAAAAACAAAAAUUUUUGGUUGUGAAAAAUUACUAAAGUGGUUUAUAACCAUUGCAGGUGCAGUGCCGUCAUAAUGUCGGCAUUGCGACUGGUGCCUCGCACGCCGCCGCCUUACGUCAGCUGGCAAGUGGGGCGUCGCUUUGCCAGCGGCGAUGGCGUCCGUCUCAUGGUCGGUGACCGCGAGGUGGUGGGCUAUGGCAUCAACGGUCGUCCAAUCUAUUUCGACAGGUCGGACUUCCCGUUUCCGGCCAUCCGGUAUCGCACUGUAACGCCGGAGCUGUGCGCAAUCCGUGAGAAGGAGCUGGGCGACUGGAAGUCCCUAUCGCUGGAGGAUAAGAAGCAGCUCUAUAGGUAUAGCUUCUGUCAAACGUUUGCCGAAUUCCAGCAUUUCUCGCCAGAGUGGAAGCUCACAUUCGGGCUACCAUUGUGGCUAGUGGCCAUUGCUUGUGGCAUUACGGUGAUGAUGAAGACCAUGCUGUACAAGAAGACGCCGGACACUUUUGACGAUGAUCGGCAGUCGGCACAGUUGCGCAGAAUGAUCCAGUUACAGAUGGAGCCGAUCACCGGAGUGUCCUCCAAAUGGAACUACAACACAAACAAGUGGAAGUAGCUGUUGUCCUGUGGCCCACUUCCAGAUCCUUAAUUGAAUUGCCGUACAUACAUACAAGUUUUUUUUCGUUUUAAGAAGCAUGACAAGCAAGGAAUCGUUCACGUUCACGUUCGUUAAACAAUAGUUUGGGAUCACAAUACACCACACCAACGAGCGUUAACCAUUGUUCGUAACUCCAACACACCAACAAACGUUAACCAUCUUGCGCAAUUCGAACACAACAACGGGCGUUAACCAUCUGUCGUAAUUCCAACACACCAACGAGCGUUAACGUAAUUUGAGCACACCAACACUAUCAUUACGAUAUUCACAACACAUUGGCAAUGCAAACACAUGAGUGCAGCGUUUUACAGACUUAACCUAAUCUUGCAUAUUCGACGAAGUUUUUUCAUUAACACACACAACUUAACAAAAAUACAUUUACAGAAAUUGAAAUGGAUCUAUUUAGGACACCCUGUUAACAAGACGAACUUGCAAUUACAUAUGGAA